AAAGAUUCUUAUUCUGAACUGGAUAAUUAUGUCUAUUUGUAAUUACGCCAUUCAUGAGAGCUGAAAUAAGUCGUUUGGGUGGAAUCAAAUAUACGGGAAUGAUUCAUAAAAAAGCAUCGUCAAUGAUUGUGAAGAGUAACAUGCAAGGUAUGUUCGUAGUCACAUGUAUGAUAACGUAUAUUUUCAUGAUAGAAAGUUUAAAUUCACAUAUUUGUCGACAACAAUUGUUUCAAAAAGAUAGCAAUAAGAAGUUCAUACCCGACUACACCUUUUUAUUGGGAUAUGGACACUUGAAAUCUAUUGAAGCACAAUCUGCAACAGAAUGCAACAUCGAAUGUUUGAAAACAUCAAAAUGUGCACAAACAAAUGUUGAGAAGCUAGGAGCCAGAAGAUGGAAUUGUGAUUUAUUUGGUUGGGGUACGGGUCAAACAGAAGAUAGCCCGGACCACCAUCAUUACGUCAUGAUACAUAACGGAUGUGAAAAUGGUUCCAAAUUCUUCUACAAUGGGUCCACCUAUUGUGUCAACCAAGGACCUUUAGGUUGGACAGACGCAGAAAACAAAUGCAUCGAGGAUGGGUCAACUCUGGUUGCCAUAGAAACUGAAGACGAGCAAACAGCCUUGG
This is a messenger RNA of Owenia fusiformis, 624 nucleotides long. The record is from the annotation of a GenBank genome assembly. Lineage: Eukaryota; Metazoa; Annelida; Polychaeta; Sabellida; Oweniidae.